AUGUGGCGGGGGUGGGACCUGGGGCGGGCGGGAGCGGGCGCGAGCGCGUGCCGGGGCGCGUCGAGCGGAGCGCGAGCAGACCGGGUCGCGCUGUGCUGGCCCGGGCGGGAUCGAUGCGGGCGGCGGGCGGCGGCGGAGUGCUGCACCGGGAGGCUGCGCCGCCCGCCCCGCACCGCCGCGCACGCGCCGCCCGCCCCGCCGCCCGCCCGCCCGACGCCGCGACGUUUCAAUCCGCCGACCCGUACUGAUUUACGAUACGCUGCCGCUUUAUCUUCGGCCCGGUUUUUUUAUCCGAGCACCGCACGCGGCUCGAUCCGCACCGGUUCGAUUGAAUCGUCUUGGCCGGCUCGUGUGUUGGGAUCGCACAAGUCAGUCCCGAAC
Iphiclides podalirius (scarce swallowtail) is the source of this 381-nucleotide messenger RNA. The record is from the annotation of a GenBank genome assembly. Lineage: Eukaryota; Metazoa; Arthropoda; Insecta; Lepidoptera; Papilionidae.